Molecule: messenger RNA, 1892 nt
Organism: Salvia splendens (bonfire salvia)
Lineage: Eukaryota; Viridiplantae; Streptophyta; Magnoliopsida; Lamiales; Lamiaceae
Product: protein REVEILLE 2
Exons: 6
Coding region: 436-1683 (415 amino acids)
Molecular function (GO): DNA binding
Source: RefSeq, a predicted model, not a curated record
CUUCUCUUCCCCUUUUCUUUCUCCUUCUCCACAAUCCACAAAUUCCCCCAAAAUUAGUUUCUUCAUCCAGAUAUUUCUUCCUCAUCUCGUUUCGUCUUGAUUUACACUGCAUUUCCGUCGUCAAUUCCGAUAUGGAUCUACUUUUUGCUCGUAUUUCACUUCUGUUCCGUUAAAUGAACCUCUUUUUUCUGGAUUCACAUUGAAUUCCUGUUUCCUGAGCUUCCUUGUUUAUUUAUUUUCCAUAUUAAGAAGUGUGUUGAGUUGUUGUGUAACUGAAAGUUCAAUACUGCCGUUUUGUUCCAAAAGAGGAAAUGGGAUAAUUUUGGUCCCUUAAAAUUCGAAUUUAAUAGGAUUUGGAUUUUUUGCUUUUUUUCGGUGAAAAUUGAGGUUUAGAAAUCAGUUCCAGCUAAGUCGAAACGAGAUUUGGAUAAACUAAUGGCUUCGUCAGUUCAGGGAAAGCAUGAAAGUGCUACAGGUGCGACUGAGGAGAGUAUGCAGUCGAAUGAGCAGUUCUCUAGUGCGGAUGAGUACGCUUUUAAGUUGGUUCUGGUGUCUUGUGUUUUAUAUUUGUUGGGACAGGUGAGAAAGCCAUAUACCAUUACUAAACAAAGGGAAAGAUGGACUGAGGAAGAGCAUGAGAGGUUCCUCGAGGCCUUGAAACUUCAUGGUCGUGCGUGGAGGAAAAUUGAAGAGCACAUGGGUACGAAAACAGCAGUGCAAAUUCGAAGCCACGCUCAGAAGUUUUUCUCCAAGGUUGCUCGUGAGAGUAAUAAUGGAGAUAGCAGCAAUGCAAAACUGAUCGAAAUUCCUCCUCCUAGGCCAAAAAGGAAGCCGGUUCACCCUUAUCCUCGGAAGCCAGGUUCUGUGGUUAAAAAUAAGGCGUCAAUAUCUGAGAAGUUAAUGAGAUCGGCAUCUCAAGAUGUGUUGGAACAAGCGACAGAGUCUCCUACUUCUGUGUUAUCUGAAAACCAUUCAGAUACAUCUGCCAGAGCUGAUACAUGUACUCCCGAAGGUAGCUGGUCACAGUUAUCAUCCACUCUUGCUCUUGAUGCCAGUGCUUCUUGUGCUGCUGAAGCACCUACGAGAACCGAACUAGUGAAUGAAAAUGGAAAAUAUAAUCCCGAUGAAGAAGUUUCUCCGUAUCAGGAGCUUUCAUCUCACAACGACAAGGAAGAUCAAUCUGCUGUGCAACAACUGAAGCUCUUUGGUAAGACCUUACUGGUGCAGGGUUCUCUUGGAACAUCUUUUUCGCCGUGCAAGGCUGAGAGUGUAGAUAAAAGUGAGGGUGGGUAUGCUUCAUUCCCUUUGAAAGUGAUACCUCUGAAGAUAACUGCUGAGCAUGUGAGCCCUGUAGACGCGGUUCCUUUUCCAUGGCUGAUGCUUUCAUCAUGUUCGACUCAGCAAGGGCUCGACAAGAAAGGCAAUCUCGACAGCAAUGAAGAGAAGGAAGUGUCUUCCAGUGGUUCAACAACUGAUUCAGACAGAGAAAAGAGCUCGGAUACUGACAGCCGACGUCCCUUGCUUGAAAUGAGAGGGAAUGCAAACGCACUCGCCUCUAGAUUAAAUAAGAGGGCCUAUGCAGAUUCUGAAGAUUGUAGAAAAGGUUUCGUGCCAUACAAGAGACAUACACGAGCAGAGAAACAGCGGAGCUGCAUCUGCUUGAAGCUUAAUAUAUAUACAUAGUUGAUUACCAUUUUUUUAGCUGUGCCUGUGAAUGGAAGGCUGGAUACUUACUAUCUUAGACAAUCUUUGAUUUUUGGGUUGUAAUAUUUGCAAUCUUUCACGUUUUUUGUGAUUGUAACUUUUGAGGCACAACUGUGUAUCCAUCCUAAUGGGAACUUUUUUCUUGUAAUUGAGAACCAACUUUUCAAGUAUGUUGAUUUUUGCCCUUC